Limulus polyphemus (Atlantic horseshoe crab) is the source of this 1522-nucleotide messenger RNA. RefSeq names its product hemicentin-1-like. The annotation marks the transcript as partial. Lineage: Eukaryota; Metazoa; Arthropoda; Merostomata; Xiphosura; Limulidae. Gene Ontology annotation, biological process: dendrite self-avoidance; axon guidance; homophilic cell-cell adhesion. The record is from RefSeq and is a predicted model, not a curated record. The transcript has 7 exons. Gene Ontology annotation, cellular component: plasma membrane; axon. Gene Ontology annotation, molecular function: cell-cell adhesion mediator activity.
CUGAAAUGUGAUGAAAAUAAUGCUAAUAAACUUUAUCCAAUAUAUUUUAUUUUAACAUAUUUUCUUGAAAACUUUUAUAAGGCCCACCACGAAGGAGGGUAUACUUGCAUUGCUACAAACAUCGCUGGAUCAACGGAGAGAGAGUUUAGUGUUGAUGUUUUAGUGCCACCCAAGCUCGAAAGUCCAGACACUUCCUUGGACUUUGAACCUAAAGUUCACUUGAACAGACCAGUAACCCUGAGAUGCCCAGUUACAGGAAGUCCACUGCCACAGAUUCGGUGGUUUAAAAAUGGCAGACCACUUAAUGACAGCUCUGAUUCCAAUGUCUACAUCCUUUCUGGUGGACUACAACUGAGCAUUUUAAGAGCCAGGGAAAACGACACUGGAAAGUACUCAUGUGUGGCAUUAAAUGAGGCAGGAAAUACACAGUUAGACUUCAAUUUGGAUGUUUAUGUACCACCAAGAAUAGAAUCAACCAACCGUGAUACUCGAUACACCAUCACAGAAAAGGAUCCAGUUAUUAUUAAUUGUCCUACACAAGGUAACCCCCCUCCGACAAUUACCUGGCUCAAAGAUGGUGACUUUUUGACCAGUGAUCAACUUUCUAGAAUUGAGAUUUUAGAUAAAGGUCAGAAACUUAAAAUAACUGCAGCUGAAGUAACUGAUACUGGGAAAUACACCUGUGUUGCUGGAAAUGAAGCAGGUGUAACAGAGAAGGACUUUAAAGUGGAUGUUCAAGAGAAAGAUUUUAAUCUCAAUGUACAAGUUCCCCCUAAAAUAACCCGUCAAAGUGAAAACCUAGUUAGGGGACCUAUAGUGAAAGAAGAAAGAGUGAAGGCUGUCUUAAAUGGUUCGGUCAAGUUGGAGUGUCGAGUGAUUGGGAACCCCGAACCUACAAUCUUGUGGUUAAAAGAUGGUCAGCUUUUAACUGCUACAGAAAAGUAUGGACAGUAUCAAGUUGAACACAAUGGUCAGUUACUGCGUAUCACUCGAGUCCAGGUGUCGGAUGCCGGGUUGUACACGUGUGUGGCUUCCAAUGUAGCGGGCACUUCGGAGAAAGAUUUCAAAGUGGAUGUGUUGGUGCCGCCCAAAAUUAAAGGCGAUGAACAAGAAUCACCCGAAGUCUUAGUGAAUCGCCCACUCUCUAUUGAUUGUCCAGUUGACUCCCACCCACCUUCAUCUUUUACCUGGAUUAAAAAUGGAGUGCCUGUAGACCUCACAAACAAUCCUUUUAUUAGGCUGUUAGAUGGUGGACGAAGACUGCAACUGUUACGAACUCAAUCAUAUGACAAGGGACUUUACACUUGUAUUGCAGAAAAUGAGGUUGGAUCUGCUGAGAAGCAUUUUAAUUUAGAUGUUCAUGAACCCCCAGCAAUCCAGUCUUCAAGCCCAAAUCCUUUAAGUGUAAAGGGUGAUUGGGUCCAUUUGGAAUGUAAUGUCUCUGGCAAUCCAACACCACAAGUGUCAUGGCUCAAAGAUGGACAAGUGUUGACAGCACAAGAUCUAAAAAACUUGGUGAGUC